Molecule: messenger RNA, 1084 nt
Organism: Drosophila ananassae
Lineage: Eukaryota; Metazoa; Arthropoda; Insecta; Diptera; Drosophilidae
Product: cell wall integrity and stress response component 3
Exons: 3
Coding region: 50-1012 (320 amino acids)
Cellular component (GO): extracellular region
Molecular function (GO): chitin binding
Source: RefSeq, a predicted model, not a curated record
UAUAUAAAGCUUGGCGUAGUUUCUGGUGGGAUUUAAUUGAAAUCUAGCCAUGGAGCUGCUGAAACUGGUCGCUGCGUUGGGAGUCUUACUAGCUCCGGUGGCUGUUAAGGCCACCUGCAAUCAGUGCAGCGAUGGACACACCUGCGUCAGCAGAACACAGUUCCAAUUCUGCGACAAUCCAUCGGUGGAUCAGACCAUAGUUUACGAAUGCCCCGAGGAUACCCCUGUUUGUGUGGACUAUGGUGCCAUAUGUUUUCCGGAAAGCGAUGGUAUAGUAGCCGGAUGUGGGGAUACCUCCAACUGUGGCGUUUGCUCCAAUGACGAGACAUUUGCCUGCACUUCCCGCACCACCUUUGCCCUGUGCAGUGGGGGCGCAGUUACGGCAAAUAACAUCAACUGCACCGAAGACUAUGUUUGCAGUGUCUCAGGUGCUGCAACUGGUUCUCCAUGCAUUUCGCGAUGCUCUGCCACAGAUGGCGAUAUAUGCGAUGUGGUGCUCACCAACAAUGAGGAUAAUGCCACCACAACCACUGCUGAUCCCAUAUCUACAACUACUUUGGAUCCAUUAUCCACAACUACCACGGAUCCAUCAUCUACAACUACCACGGAUACAACGGAUCCAUCAUCUACAACUACCACGGAUACAACGGAUUCAUCAUCUACAACUACAACGGAUGGAUCAACUAUUACCACUACUACUUCCGAUGCAAAUUCUACCUUGAGUACGGACACUUCAUCGGACUCAACCACUGAACCAGCCACCACCACCACCGUAACCACCACCAUCACUCCACCGGACUUCAAUGAGCAAACCUAUUGCCAAGGAAUCAGUGCAGUGGGUCGUUAUCCUAUUCCCAAUGACACAGUUUGUACAAGCUAUGUGUACUGUGUCUAUAGAGGCGGAAGUUGGUCUGGAUUGGUGUACCAGUGUCCUGCCACGAAGCCUUAUUUCAACGCAAAUGACUUUAACUGUGGAACUGUGCAGCCAACUUCAGCGGGAUGCCUUCUUUAGAAAUUAUUUAACAUAUUUUUGUAAAUAAAUAUUAUAGAAAAAAUUAAAUAAACAAAAUAUUUAAAUGAAAAA